Colletotrichum godetiae is the source of this 2097-nucleotide messenger RNA. RefSeq names its product S-adenosyl-L-methionine-dependent methyltransferase. Gene Ontology annotation, cellular component: mitochondrion. NCBI's taxonomy places the organism in Eukaryota, Fungi, Ascomycota, Sordariomycetes, Glomerellales, Glomerellaceae. The transcript has 4 exons. Gene Ontology annotation, molecular function: protein-arginine omega-N symmetric methyltransferase activity. The record is from RefSeq and is a predicted model, not a curated record. Bases 440 to 1972 code for a protein of 510 amino acids. Gene Ontology annotation, biological process: mitochondrial respiratory chain complex I assembly.
ACUCUUGUCCCAUUCUUUUGUUUUUUCUCGGAGACCCGGCGACGGGAACUCAUGCAGGUCAACCAAAGCUUUACCGGAGCAUUUAAGAUAGUCAGUCCCCUUAUCUUAUCGUACCCCAAAAGUUCGGCUUGAAGGCAAAGCUCCGGAAGCUUCUCCUGCACCUCGACUUGUCACUGGAGACUCUCACGUCCCGAAGCCGAAAACGAAACGAACGAACGAACGAAGCAAACGAGAAGAGCAUCAUUCAAGGCCUGCCUGUCUCACAUAAAACGAGAAUUACUUUUGUCGAAUUGUGGUUACACAUGCGCAUGUGCUACCAAGGACUCGUCUAUCUUUCUUGAGGAAUCCCGCGAUGAUCCCGACAACCAGCACAUGAUUUGAAGUCUGGAAUGCUACACGAAAUAGAGAAGAAACAGCAAAAAAGUGGAGAUAAGCAAAGAUGCAGCGACUGUCUCGUCAAAGAGCCUUGCUGGAUGGUCUACGGGGCGCUGCCAUAUCCCGCGCUGCGCAGCGGACCAGCGGGACGCAUGCUUCGAGAUGCUUCUCAAGCACGGUGUCCAGGCGGGAUGGGGAGGAGAGGAAAUGGUCUACGCCUUUGGCGAAACAGCUGGCCGAGGCUAUCUCGAUGACCGGUCCCAUUCCCCUCGCGAGCUACAUGCGCAUGUGUCUAACCGGCGAUAUUGACGGAUACUAUACGGGUCUGGCCGAGGAGAACAGAGACCAGUUCGGCCUAAAGGGAGACUUCGUCACGUCGCCCGAGAUAUCCCAGAUAUUUGGCGAGCUGAUUGGUAUUUGGUUCGUCGCAGAGUGGUUGAGCCAGGGCAAGCCCAGCAAGGGCGUCGAGAUCAUGGAGGUCGGCCCCGGACGCGGUACGUUGAUGGACGACAUGCUUCGUACGAUGCAGAAUUUCAAGGGUUUUGCGCAAAGUAUUGACGCCAUCUACAUGGUGGAGGCCAGCCCUCAGCUCCGCGAGGCGCAGAAGAACCUCCUUUGCGGCCCCGAUGCGCCAAUGACAGAAUCUAAAGUUGGAUAUCACAGCGUCUGCAAGCGUACCAACUUGCCCAUUGUCUGGACCGAAACCAUCAAAUCGAUUCCUCAAAGCCCCGAGAAGAUGCCCCUGAUAGUGGCACACGAGUUCUUCGAUGCGCUCCCCAUCCACGCCUUCCAAGCUGUCAAAGUUCUCCCUCCCGCACCCAAAGAACCCAUACCGGGACAACCCACCCCGAGAACCCCCCCUCGUGAAGCUGAAGGGCCCAAGAUCGAAUGGCGCGAGAUGCUCGUCUCACCGACCCCGCCAGACGCAACCCACGCAACAAUGAACAUACCGAAAUCAGAACAGGGUGACCCGAUCCCCGAUUUCCAAAUGACCCUCGCCACAAGCUCAACCCGCCACUCGCGCUACGUCCCCGAGACCUCAUCCCGUUACCGCCGCCUCAAAGCCACCGUCCCGGACGCCGUAGCCGAGAUCUGCCCCGACGCCUCCAUCUACGCCGCCGACUUUGCCAGCCGCAUCGGCGGCUCAAAGCAGCACCCCAAAGCCCGGCCCUCUGGCGCGGCACUGAUCCUGGAUUACGGCACGUCCGAUACCGUCCCCAUCAACUCCCUGAGAGGCAUCCGCCGCCACCGACGCGUCAGUCCCUUCUCGGAACCGGGCCUCGUUGACCUGAGCGCUGACGUCGACUUCACCGCCAUCGCCGAGGCAGCGAUGAUCGCGAGUGAGGGUGUCGAGGUCCACGGGCCCGUCGAUCAGGGCGCAUUCCUGGGUCAGAUGGGCAUCAAAGAGCGUGCCGAGGUCUUGAUCAAGCAAGUCAAGGCCAAGGCGGCCACCGAUAAGGCGCAGGCCAUUGAGGGUGCUUGGAAGCGUCUUGUCGACCGUGGCCCUGGUGGGAUGGGUAAGGUAUACAAGGCCAUGGCCAUCUUGCCUGAGAACGAUGGAAAGAGGCGUCCCGUCGGCUUUGGCGGCGACGUGUAAGAAUUGUCGUGUACUUUUAGGAAUGGCUUGUAAGAUGAUACCAAACGAGAGCAGACUCAUGAGCAUUAUUUGCGAUCAUGUGAUUGACAAUGUGGUACCUCCCACCUCUACAAGACAAUAAAGUU